UAUAAGAGUACUAGUACGGCUAAAAAGGGCAUCACGCAGCAUGUUAGUAAGGCGACUAGCUUUAUUAAACAAUGUUGUUGACCCCCACUCGUGAGAUUACUAUCUGAUAUUUCCCUCAUACUCCAAGCUUAUAGCUGAAUGAAGGUAAUGGUCUUUAAAUUUCUGCAUUCUGUUACCUCCGCCGUCCACUAGGUUCUCUCCAAUCAAGAAGAGUUUGCUGCUAACCAGCCUUUACACUACUGCUUCAGACUCUGGAUAAUGAGACUAACGUAUGCCAUGGGGCUAGUCGAAAAUGCCGUUCAAGGCGGUCAACGUCGGUCCAACUUACGAAUCGUCGAAGCUAAGACAAGCUAUAUAAAUACUGAAGAAAAGAGCACGCGACAUGGAAUUGUUUCCAUCCGAGUAAUAGAUAAACCGACAAUAUAAAAAUGGCAACUUCAACAACAUACACCACGAAGCAAUGGAUUCUCGCCUCGAAACCAUCAGGUGCUCCAGUGCUCUCCGGACCCGAUGCGACUUUCAAGCUGCAGAACGUGGUAAUACCACCAUUAAAAGAAGGCCAGAUAUUGUGUAAAGUGCUAUACUUCUCCAACGAUACCGGUCUCCGCAACUUUAUCCAGAGUAGAGUCGCCCCCGAACGCUUCUACGUACCUACCGUUCCCGUAGGCUCGCCAAUGCGCUCUGGCAUCAUUGCUGAAGUCCUCGAAUCCGCGUCUCCGACUUAUAAACCCGGUGAUCUAGUCAUGGAUUUCCACCUGGGCACGUGGAGCGAGCUUGUAACAUUAGAUGCGGCAAAUUCUCAGCCCUUAAGUCCGCUACCUAAUAACCUACCGCUUACACAUUACCUCGGCGCCUUCGGGGCGUCUGGACUAGCAGCUUAUUCUGGGUUAGUCUACGCCGGAGGCGCGAAGGCCGGCGACACGAUCGUCAUCUCCGCGGCAGCAGGCGCCACGGGGUCCAUGGCGGUACAAAUCGCAGUCCAACUCCUGGGCGCGAAGAAAGUAAUUGGGAUUGCGGGGUCCGAUGAAAAGUGCGCGUGGGUGCGGGACCAUCUCGGCGCGCAUGAAUGUAUCAACUAUAAGAGCUCGACUUUCCUUGAGGAUCUAAAAGCUGUGACUCCGGACGAAGUCGAUGUAUACUUCGAUAACGUGGGAGGCGAUGUGUUGGAUGCGAUGCUAACGCGUGUCAAACGCCACGGGACGAUCGCUGUGUGCGGUCAUGUUAGUGGAUAUAACUCCGAUGAGGCGAUGGGGUUGAAGAAUUGGUUCGAGAUUGUGUCGUCGCGGAUCACGAUUCGGGGGUUUAUUAUGCUGGAUUAUCUGGAUAAGGCGCCGGCUAUUCUGCAGGAGCUUAUUGGUGCUGCGGCAGAUGGUAGGAUUAAGUUGCAAGAUGGCGAGACGGUUGUUGAAGCGAGGAUCGAGGAACAGCCAGAGAUUUGGAUGAGGUUGUUUAGUGGUGGGAACCAAGGGAAAUUACUUACUAAACUAAUAGUAUAGAAAAUCUUAUAAAACUUGCAUUUAAUAAUUGGCUUUCAUACAGCUCUUAACAUACUAAGACGUAAUGUCCUAACUCCGAUAUAUCUGGUACCUUUGUUUUCACCUAUUCCGUAUUUCCUAUGGUAUUGUAUAGAAUUACUUGUUAUUUCGAGUUAAAAACCAACAGUGUCUUGUUGAAUUUUACGUGGUAUAGGUUGUUAGGCUAAAUUGCGAUUGAGUUAAUUUUUGCUUUCAAUACUCGGAUUGACGUUAAAAUGAAGAAAUAUUCAGCUUGGUAUGAAGAGAAAGUUGAGUUUGAUAACUCGCAAUAGUCAUAUGUCUAAAGUUGAGAAGGUCAAUCACA
Molecule: messenger RNA, 1839 nt
Organism: Hypoxylon trugodes
Lineage: Eukaryota; Fungi; Ascomycota; Sordariomycetes; Xylariales; Hypoxylaceae
Product: NAD(P)-binding protein
Exons: 1
Coding region: 429-1496 (355 amino acids)
Molecular function (GO): oxidoreductase activity, acting on the CH-CH group of donors, NAD or NADP as acceptor
Source: RefSeq, a predicted model, not a curated record